Molecule: messenger RNA, 225 nt
Organism: Anisakis simplex (herring worm)
Lineage: Eukaryota; Metazoa; Nematoda; Chromadorea; Rhabditida; Anisakidae
Source: the annotation of a GenBank genome assembly
AUGGAUAUGGAUAGGGAUAAGGAUAGGGAUAUGGAUAGGGAUAGGGAUAUGGAUAGGGAUAGGGAUAGGGAUAGGGAUAUGGAUAUGGAUAUGGAUAUGGAUAUGGAUAUGGAUAUGGAUAGGGAUAAGGAUAGGGAUACGGAUAAGGAUAGGGAUAUUACUCUCAAUCUUGAGGCUGGCCUGAGGCUUCUGGUCCGACUUCACCUCAACUUUCCGGCCGCCUAG